AACUUUAUGACUUAAAUUUAGGAAGAAGAAGAGACCUUGAAGAUGAUCGAGAUUGGGACAGGUUGAUUCAUGGAGUAAUAAUACCGUUGAUGACCGUUACAGAGUUCAAACCACUUGCUUCGUUGCAUUUAUGUUAUCUAUGCAAUCAUUUUCUAGGCUUUCAAUUGCUUUGAGACAUGGUAGAGAUUUUACAAUAUAUCCCCUUUUGAGGUCUAUUCGAACUCUUGCACUUACACUAUGCAAUCUCAAGCUUCAAUGGGAAUCUCAAUCCUAUCUAUAUCACUCAGCAAAUCAAUUCAGAAUUGCCGAAUUAUCGAUACCCAAAAUGGAUAGUUUCGUAUAUCAAAGCGUGAAACAGACAAAUUGGAUGAUCACGAAGCUAUGCAGAGAGGGUCAAAUUGUCGAAGCACAAAAAUUGUUUGAUAAAAUGCCCGACCCAGAUGUGAUUGCGUGGACGAGUGUUAUCUCGGCUUAUAUACAUCGCGGAAUGAUUAGAGAAGCUAGGAGUUUGUUUGAUAGAGAGGAUGCUAACAAAAAUGUGGUCACUUGGACUGCUAUGGUUAGUGGGUACAUACGAAUGAAUCAGAUUUCAGAGGCAGAGAAGCUAUUUAAUGAGAUGCCUCACAAGAAUUUGGUUUCUUGGAACACUAUGAUUAAUGGGUAUUUGCAAAGUAAUCUAAUAGAUUCAGCAUUGAGUCUAUUUGAGAAAAUGCCUGAGAGGAAUUUGGUUUCUUGGAAUGCAGUUAUAACGGCGUUGGGUCGAUGUGGGAGAAUUGAGGAGGCUAGGAAGCUUUUUGAUUAUAUGCCCAAAAGAAAUGUGAUUUCUUGGACUGGUUUUGUAAUAUUUAAUUAUGGAUUUGCAGGCCAGAGAGAUUUGAUCUCAUGGAAUGGAAUGAUUGCAGCCUAUGCUCACCAUGGAUGUGGCGGUGAGGCAAUCAGCCUUUUCAAAGAAAUGCUGAACUUAGGAAUCAAACCCAAUGAUGUUACAUAUGUGGGGUUGCUUGCAGCGUGCAGCCAUGCUGGUUUGGUGGAUGAGGGAUUGAAGUACUUUGACGAGCUCAUAAAAGACAAAUCAAUACAAGUGCGACAAGAUCACUAUUCAUGCUUGGUUGAUCUCUGUGGUCGAGCGGGGAGGGUCAAGGAGGCUUUUGAUUUUAUUCAGCAGCUUCCAUUUGAGCCUUCUGGUUCUGUUUGGGGGGCUUUUCUUGCUGGAUGUAAUGUUCACGGGAACACAAAUAUGGGGAAAUUGGCUGCAAAGAGACUUUUGGAAUUAGAGCCAGAAAAUGCAGGUACUUAUAUGUUGCUGUCUAACAUAUAUGCUUCAAGUGGGAAAUGGAGAGAAGCUGCGAGACUUAGGUUGAAAAUGAAGGACAAGGGGUUGAAGAAGCAGCCGGGUUGUAGCUGGAUUGAUGUCGGAAACAAGGUUCAUGUGUUUGUAGUUGGUGAUAAAUCACAUAGCGAAGCUAAUCUUAUUUAUUCUUUAAUUCAUGAUCUUCAUGUGAAAAUGAAGAAGGUUGGGUAUGUAUCAGACAACGAUUUUACAAUGGAAGAGGGUUUUCUGGUUACAUAAAUUUUUGAUACACGCAAUAUAUUUGAUUCAGUGAUAAAAGAGCAACUAUUGUGGCAGGUGAAUUGAUUUUUUCAAUAGAAUGAAAUUGUUUGAACUGAUACACUGAUGAGUAAGGAUGAGCAUUGAACUCAGAAGCAAUUGGUCUUGCUUUUUCAGGCAACAUAAGCUGGUAAUGGUGGUGGGAUAUCAUUUUUCAUUUCGAGCAGAGGUAGGUGAAGAAGUGGAUUGAAUGAGACAAAGCGGGUUAGGGUGACUGCCAUUUAUGUAUCUUUUGAGGUCAUGAUUGAGCUCACCAUAAAAGAAUGUUAUUAUGAUCAAGUGUGACUGGUAAUGGGUGAUUGAAAUUAGCAGUAAAUGGAGCAUAAGGAGAGUAACAUUAGAAGAGAAUGUCCUUGGAGCUAGUGUGUGAUGAGAAAAUAUGUUAGUAGGCCAGAGAAUCAUCGUGGCUUGCGUAUAUGGUGUUCUUGACCAAUGAAGCCGUGCAAGAGGGGAGGGAUGGGGCUUACCUUGUCUCUUGUCCAGCAGUCCAAG
This is a messenger RNA of Camellia sinensis, 2101 nucleotides long. NCBI's taxonomy places the organism in Eukaryota, Viridiplantae, Streptophyta, Magnoliopsida, Ericales, Theaceae. The record is from RefSeq and is a predicted model, not a curated record.